This is a messenger RNA of Trichoderma harzianum CBS 226.95, 1440 nucleotides long. RefSeq lists its product as hypothetical. Gene Ontology annotation, molecular function: nucleic acid binding; ATP binding; RNA helicase activity. The record is from RefSeq and is a predicted model, not a curated record. Lineage: Eukaryota; Fungi; Ascomycota; Sordariomycetes; Hypocreales; Hypocreaceae. The transcript has 2 exons. Bases 1 to 1440 code for a protein of 479 amino acids.
AUGAGCGGCGCAAAAAGGCAAAAGAUUGCGCACGAUGCGCCGGCAAAGCGCCAACAGGCAGAAGCCAGCACCUCCAAGGCAUCUCCGGAUCCUCCCACUGAAGAAGAAUCGGCGACUCUCGAUGUUGCUUCCUCUGGUGAUGCUGCAGAUGCACCGGAAGAGCCCAAGACGUUCAAAGAGCUGGGUAUUGUCGAUUCAUUAUGCGAAGCCUGCGAGUCUCUAAACUACAAGCACCCCACGGCCAUCCAAGCAAAGUCCAUCCCCGUUGCCCUCCAAGGCCGCGAUGUCAUUGGCCUCGCCGAGACUGGUAGCGGAAAGACUGCCGCGUUUGCUCUGCCGAUAUUGCAGGCACUCCUCGAGAAGCCCCAGCCGUUAUUCGGACUCGUCCUUGCCCCCACUCGAGAACUUGCCGCCCAGAUCGGACAGUCGUUUGAAGCUUUGGGAGCCCUCAUCUCGCUGAGAUGUGCCGUUAUUGUCGGAGGUCUGGACAUGGUUCCCCAAGCCAUUGCCCUCGGAAAGAAGCCUCAUAUCAUCGUUGCCACGCCCGGUAGAUUGGUGGACCACUUGGAAAAGACAAAGGGCUUCUCUCUGCGGUCCCUCAAGUACCUGGUCAUGGACGAAGCCGAUCGUCUGCUGGACAUGGACUUUGGUCCCAGUAUCGACAAGAUCCUCAAGUUUAUCCCCCGUGAGCGCCGCACAUAUCUCUUCUCCGCAACUCUAAGCUCCAAGGUCGAGAGUCUCCAGAGAGCCAGUUUGCGGGACCCUGUCCGUGUGAGCGUCAGCUCAAGCAAAUACCAGACUGUGUCGACCUUGCUGCAGCACUACAUCUUUGUGCCUCAUAAGCGGAAGGACACAUAUCUCAUCUACCUAGUCAAUGAGUUUGCUGGAAAGUCCAUCAUCAUCUUCACACGCACAGUCUUUGAAACACAGAGAAUAGCCAUCCUGCUGCGAACUCUUGGCUUCGGCGCCAUCCCACUUCACGGACAGCUAUCCCAGUCAUCUCGUCUCGGUGCCCUGAAUAAAUUCAAGGGAGGAUCCCGCGAAAUCCUCGUAGCCACCGAUGUCGCUGCUCGUGGUCUGGAUAUCCCCGCCGUCGACGUGGUGCUCAACUUGGAUCUGCCCCAGGACUCCAAGACAUACAUCCAUCGUGUCGGUCGAACAGCCCGUGCCGGUAAAUCCGGUAUCGCCAUCAGCAUCGUCACGCAGUACGAUGUCGAGAUUUAUCAGCGCAUCGAGGCUGCGCUAGGCAAGCAGCUGGAAACUUACCCGACGGAAAAGGAAGAAGUCAUGGCUUUCCAGAGCAGAGUCGAGGAGGCCCAGAGGGAAACUAGGGUGGAGAUGAAGUCCUUCCUUGAAAGCAGGGAAAAGAAGGGUAAAGGAAAAGGAAAGACGGCUGGACCCAAGAGGAGAAGAGACAAUAUGGAUCAGGAGGAGGGUUAA